CGUACUAAGCAGUACGCAGAGAACUGUGCGCCGGUGCUAUGAGCGGGACGUGCGGUUUUGACAUGCGGUGUGUGCACCGUUUCGCCUUUUCCACGCGCGCCCUUAGCUCAGUGAUGUGCGUGCACUCGCGCCCGCACUCGCGGCUGCGUGCUGCCCCGGUUUCUUGCGUAAGAACGACAAGCGGGAAAGACGAGCCGUGAAGAUCGGAGGCGCGCGCACAAAGGACACAUAAAUUCAGCCGGAAUGACGACUUGUGACGGAGGUCCCCGUGCAUCCGCACUCCGCCGCUCGUAAAACACACACACACACACACACACACACACACACACACACACACACACACACACACACACACACACACACACACACAGAGCCUCCUUUGGCUCCGUUGGAUUUCCACGCGAUCAUCAUGCCGGUGCGGCGGGGUCACGUCGCGCCGCAAAACACCUUCCUGGGGAUCAUUAUCCGUAAAUUCGAGGGUCAGAAUAAGAAGUUUGUGAUAGCAAAUGCCCGAGUGCAAAACUGCGCCAUCAUCUUCUGCAACGACGGCUUCUGUGAAAUGACGGGCUUCUCACGGCCAGACAUCAUGCAGAAGCCGUGCACGUGCGACUUCCUGCACGGCCAGCUGACGAAGCGGCACGCCGUUGCACAGAUAGCGCAGGCCCUGCUCGGCUCGGAGGAGAGGAAAGUGGAGAUCACGUACCACCGCAAGGAUGGUUCUGAUUUCCUGUGCAACACCCACAUCAUCCCGGUGAAGAACGAAGAGGGCGUGGUCAUGAUGUUCAUCCUGAGCUUUGACUACAUCAUGGAUGACGGGAGCAUGGACUCGCUGGAGCGCAUCAACUUCACGUCACCGUCCAGACCCCAACACAGAAAGGGCCGUUUCUUCCGUUUUCGCCUCCCCGUGGCGCUAAGCAUGCUGGGACUCAGUAAGCAGUCCCUUCCUCAGGAGGACCCGGACGAGGUGACCGUCUGCUCGCCCGAACAAAUGGACAUGCACUCGUCCUGCGCCUCGUCUUCGUCCCUGUCUCUAUCGCUCUCGCCGCACGAGCUUCACCCUUCCACACAAGACAGCUGCAGCCCCUCCUACGCCAAUGACACCAGGGCUCUGAUAGGUCAAACCCUGCUGGACUCCUCCUCUCCUGCCUCCGGACCUCAGGACCAAUCUUCACCGAGGGACACGAGGGAAAGGACCGAACCUUCCGGAUCGGUGGCCAGCGGGAGCGUGUGUACGCUGCGCAGAGCCUCGUCCACACAUGACCUCGAGGGUUUUAACACUCAUGUGGACAGGACGUACCGCGGUCGCCAUGCUAGUGAAGGGCCGUUCAGCCAGAUCAAGUGCAGUCUUCUGGGCUCCACGUCCGACUCGAACCUCACCAAAUACAGCACCAUCAACAAGAUCCCACUCAUCACGCUCAACUUCUCUGAGACCAACAACGACAAACGCCCCGCUUCGCCGCCCUCCUCUGAGAAAACCAUCAUCGCGCCGAAGGUCAAAGAUCGCACGCAUAAUGUCACGGAGAAGGUCACGCAGGUUUUGUCAUUGGGUGCCGACGUACUUCCAGAGUACAAGCUCCAGACUCCACGCAUGGACAAGUUCACCAUCCUGCACUACAGCCCGUUCAAAGCCGUGUGGGACUGGCUCAUCCUGCUGCUUGUCAUAUACACAGCCAUUUUCACACCAUACAGCGCCGCCUUCUUGCUCAACGACCCCGAGGAAAAGAACAGGCGCGCGUGUGGCUACUCGUGUAACCCGCUUAACGUGGUGGACCUCAUCGUGGACAUCAUGUUCAUCGUCGACAUCCUCAUCAACUUCCGCACCACGUACGUCAACGCCAACGAAGAGGUGGUCAGCCACCCAGCCAAGAUCGCCGUGCACUACUUUAAAGGAUGGUUCCUCAUCGACAUGGUGGCCGCCAUUCCCUUUGACUUCCUCAUAUUCGGCUCGGGAUCAGAGGAGACCACAAUUCUGAUCGGUCUGCUGAAGACGGCCCGGCUGCUCCGACUGGUGCGUGUGGCCCGUAAGCUGGACCGUUACUCUGAGUACGGUGCCGCAGUGCUCAUGCUGCUAAUGUGCAUCUUUGCGCUGAUCGCUCACUGGCUGGCGUGUAUCUGGUACGCCAUCGGAAAUGUAGAGAAACCUUAUCUGGAUCACACCAUCGGCUGGCUCGACAACCUCGGCAUGUCCAUCGGCAAGCAGUACAACUACAGCGACCCCUCCUCGGGCCCGUCGAUCAAGGACAAGUACGUGACGGCGCUGUAUUUCACGUUCAGCAGCCUGACGAGCGUCGGCUUCGGGAACGUCUCGCCCAACACUAACUCGGAAAAGAUCUUCUCCAUCUGCGUCAUGCUCAUCGGAUCCCUGAUGUACGCCAGCAUCUUUGGGAACGUUUCGGCCAUCAUCCAGCGUCUGUACUCGGGUACGGCUCGAUAUCACCUCCAGAUGCUCCGCGUCAAAGAGUUCAUCCGCUUCCACCAGAUCCCCAACCCUCUGCGCCAGAGGCUGGAGGAGUAUUUCCAACACGCCUGGACCUACACCAACGGCAUCGACAUGAACAUGGUACUGAAGGGAUUCCCUGAGUGUCUGCAGGCAGACAUCUGUCUACAUCUAAAUCAGUCUCUGCUGCAGGGCUGUAAGGCCUUCCGAGGUGCGAGUAAAGGAUGUUUACGUGCUCUGGCUAUGCGCUUUAAGACGACACACGCUCCGCCCGGCGAUACCCUGGUGCACUGUGGUGAUGUGCUCACUGCUCUGUAUUUCCUUGGCCGAGGGUCUAUAGAGAUCCUAAAGGACGACAUCGUUGUGGCUAUUUUAGGCAAAAACGAUAUUUUUGGUGAGAUGAUCCAUUUAUACGCCAAGCCUGGCAAAGCCAACGCCGACGUGCGAGCUCUCAGCUACUGCGACUUGCACACCAUCGAAAGAGAGGAGCUGCUGGAGGUGUUGGACAUGUACCCAGAGUUUGCAGACUACUUCUGGUCCAACCUGGAGCUCACAUUUAACCUGCGCGAUGAGAACGGCACGUUCAGCGGCGUUCGCCAGAGGAACCUGUACACAGCAGCGAGUGACUCGGAGCAGGAGGACAUCAACCCCAGGACAAAAGCCUGCUUUAAAAGCAAGACGUCUACAGGGACUCCCUGUCGCUACACAGUAGUGGAGAGAAACAGAGGCAGAGACAGAGACACACUGCAGGGACAGGAGGAAGAGGAGAAGAAGAAAAGUGAUGAAGAGGCAGAUGAGAAAGCGGAAGAGAGAAAUUUGGGCUUGGGGAUGCUCGGCCACUCCCUCCCUCUCAACCUGAACACGCUCCAGGAAAGACACACUAGGGACUGUGUAACUCUUCAUAAAGAUGUGUGUGUCGACAAAUGGCCUUGUGGGAACAUCGAUGACUCUGCACAAUCUCAGGACCGAGAAGGCGGAGUCGACUGUGACAGCGACAUCACGUUCGGGGAAAUGGAGCAAAGGCUGGACUUGCUGCAGGAACACCUGAACAGACUGGAGGUUCAGAUGACGUCCGACAUCCAGGCCAUCCUGCAGAUGCUGCAGAGACAGAGCGCCUUGGGGCCUCCAGCCUACAGCACUUUAGCCUCAAGCCCUGAAUACAACAAACCAGCCAUCCGAGUGCAGCCAGUUAUUGCUGGACACACACAGAGCCCUGAUUUAGAGAAGCCUAGUGAGAAAAACAACCCCAAAGACCGCACACUUCUCACUACCAUGGAGACGAGCUCUGACGUGAGCAGGAUUAAAGACUCCGAGUGGGAGGCGGAGCUUAGACCGACACAGGAAACGGAGCCUGAUUCUUCUCAUAAGGACACGACACCAGGUCUCCACAGGCCCUCUUCUGACCCUGGGCUUCCAGGGAGCCGGCAUUAGGUCAUCACAGAUAUCCACGUGAUAAGACUUGUUUAUAAUGCAUUAUAACCAUAUCUGGAAGUAGGAUGCCAGAGACGUUCUUCUCUCACACUGAAAACCAGCGCACGCUGGACUCAGGGUACAGAGUGAAAGUGUGAGUGAGAGAAUGAGAGAGUGAGAGAGAGAGAGAGAGAGAGAAAGAAGAAAAUUCUGUAUGCAAAGUACAACAUGUUGAUCAUCUUCCAAACCUUUUUUUUUUUUUUUUUUUUUUGGCGUUCUGACUCCAGCACACAGACGUGUGUAUGGUGCAGGGGAACUAACAAAAAAAACGUAGAAUGUAUUUCUUCAGCGUGACCGCACGCAACAUCAGCCGCGCCGGACAUGCAACCGUAGCAAAAGAAGAGGUGCAUGCUGGGAAGAAUGUGGUGUUUUUGUUAUAGUCGCAUGUUUAUUUAAAAAAGGAAGAAAAAAAAAAAAAAAAAGUCAUGCUGCUUAUCAACGUGACUCGAGCUUGAGUGUUUUUCUUUUCUCAAAUCUGACCUACGGUUGAGAAAAUGGUCUAUUUCUAUAAUAUCCUCCUGGAUUUCAGGAGCAGGCUUUACUCAGAUAGAAUCCAGACAAGAACCGUAUCGUAUCAUCUCAAUAUAUAUAUAUGUAUAUAUACACACGCUGUGUCGAAAAUCGUCCCCUAUUCACUAGUACCACAUACUGCAGGACAAACGAUCCAUAGGGUCAUAGGGUCGAGUCCAACCUCGUUCGGCUCGUUAUCCCGACGUCCACGAGGUGGACGUUUCUCGUGGACCUUUGGUCCUGUGCUGAGACCGAUCUUAGAUAAAGAAUUGGAAUUGUUAAAAAAUCAGGACCACAAGGAACAGAAUCUUUACACACGACAUUAAUACCAAACAUUCCAUCACCUACUAAAGAGCAGUUAUAGAUCCUAAGCAGUUUUUGAUUUGUCCACCGACACACACACCUUUUAGUAAACACACACGGUUUAGUAGUCGUGUGUAAUCGGGGGAAGUCGUGGCCUAACGGUUAGAGAGUUUGAGUCCUAACCCUAAGGUUGUGGGUUCGAGUCUCGGGCCGGCAAUACCAAGACUGAGGUGCCCAUGAGCAAGCCCCCCCCACCCCCCACCCUCCCCACCCUAAUACACCGUGACUACUAAAAGGCCAUACUACAGUAGCUCCAAAUAACACAGUGCAUUUUGGGUAUUUUUUAGGACACUAGGGUUAAAUACACUACCUGCAUUGUGGGAUUAAAAGAUUCCCCUGGGUUGUUUUUUUUUUUUCUGAACAAACUGCACUAUACCGUGAAUAGGGCUCAGAUUUUUUAGACACAGACCAUCUCAACUUUCAUGUUUUAUCUUCUUCAUUAACAUCAACGUUUCCUUUCUGUACGUUCAGCGUUGCGUCUCUGCACCGAAUACGUCCACGUACGCUGUCACGUGUUCGUUACGCUUUCUUAUUUAUUUCUUUUCAUUGAUCGCCUUUUGACUUUUAACGUACAUCCGAGUUACUUCGCUACUUCCUACGUUAUACCGGAUACGCCGUUAUGCGGGUGUGUGGCGUGUGGCGUGUGGUGUGUGCGCACGUCUUUCCUUCUUAAAGCGAACUUUUUAUUUAUUUUAUUUCUUUCUCUUUUUUUUUUUUCAAUCAGUACCAAGGAUUCAUUCCGUCUCGCUGUUAUAAAGAACUGAAUCAUGUCUGUUCUCAUAUUAUAUAUAUAUAUAAGAUUAUAUCAUGCUAGAACAUUAGAUUAUUUGAGACAGACAGGCUAAUAGAAAUUUAUAUCCAUUAACAUGUCAGACAUGAAGUAUAUCCUUUCCCACACGCAGCCCCAAAAACGAACAGAGCUGAUUCGUCUAUAAUCCGUCUGUCCUGCAUGUCCUCGUAUUCACCGACGUACGACAUAAACCCCAACUGCAAACUCCUAUCUAAUACGUUUAAUAUGUACAGCUCCAUCUCACCUGCAUGUUUUAACCAAAGUUAACUCUUUUUAAUUGUAUGGUAACGUAUUCAGCAUGUAGGCGAGGUGUGUGGCGCGUUUCACGCCGUGCCGAAAAAGGUCUUCCUGGGGUUAUGGCGCACACUCGUAUACGUGUCUUAACAGGGACCACGCACUCGAGAGUGGAGAUUUUAGACCCGAGAUGUACGCAGAAGGUAGAUUAUUAAACGGUGUGUCUAAUAAAUCGUGUAUCAAAACGUUUCCGUUCACGGAAAAGGAAUGACUAGAGUUUGGAGCUUAAAGUCAUGAUCCAUGUUCAGAGUUUAAGUAAGGCUGCUUUCACGCUUGGCUUUUUUUGGUCCAGCCGGAGCCUUUUGUGCGAGUGUUAGAGUGG
This is a messenger RNA of Tachysurus vachellii, 6186 nucleotides long. It is a transcript of the gene kcnh7a, whose product is annotated as potassium channel, voltage gated eag related subfamily H, member 7. Gene Ontology annotation, cellular component: membrane. Lineage: Eukaryota; Metazoa; Chordata; Actinopteri; Siluriformes; Bagridae. The transcript is spliced from 15 exons. Gene Ontology annotation, molecular function: inward rectifier potassium channel activity. Gene Ontology annotation, biological process: potassium ion transmembrane transport; membrane repolarization during action potential. The record is from RefSeq and is a predicted model, not a curated record. Bases 410 to 3868 code for a protein of 1152 amino acids.